AUGAAGUUGCAGGGAGAGGCAGAGGUGGAGGGAGAAAUUCAGGAGCUGAGGACCAUCACUCGGCUCCAGGAGCAAUGCCGGACGCUCCAGAUCCAAGGGAUGAAGGAGAAGCUGGCGCAGAACAAGACCGCUAUGGCCCUGCUGCGCGACCACAUCCGGGAAAGCGCCCAGGACAGGGCCUUCACCGCCAAGUUCGACCAGCGCGCCAUCUCCAAGGUCUGCGCCAAGGACCCGGCCCUGUGGCUGGCGCACAGGAACGGCACGAUGGAGGGGGCGCAGGACAAGCUGCGCAAGUGCAUCUUCGACCGCGUGAACACGCACAACGAGCUGAUCCACCUGGUGCGGCGGCGCGGGCAGAAGCUGGAGGGCCUGAAGCUGGAGCUGGAUCAGCUGCGGAGCCAGUCGGAAUCCACGCGGGAAGAGCAGCGGCAGCUGCAAGUCAUCCGUCAGCUAGAGAACAACAUUGAAAAGACAGUCAUCAAGAUUACUACCAGCCACAACAUCCACCAGCUGUACCUCAACCUGCUGGAGCACCUGAAGAGGGUGCUGGCAGUGUACCCCAAGGAGUUGGACAAGCUGCAGAACCUGGUGGCUGACUACUGCUCAGAACUGUCAGACAUGAUGGUCAUGUCCCAGGACGCCAUGAUGAUUACAGAUGAGGUGAAGAGGAACAUGAGACAAAAGGAGGUGACCUUUAUCGAGGAGCGCCGGGCCCGCGAGAACCGGCUCAACCAGCAGAAGAAGCUCAAUGACAAGAUCCACAACAAGGAGGCCAGCGAGAAGUACCGCCGGGGCCACAGAGACUUGGACUUCUCAUCCAACAUAAUAAACGCUGAGACCCAGAGGGUGAAGAAGAGAGAGUCAUCUCCAGUGGAUGUGGAGUACCAGACGGAAGUGACAGCCCUGGUGGAGAAGGUCAAGUCCACUGUGCAGUGCUCCCAAAUCUGGGACAUUGCCGGCCGCUUCCUGGCUCAGAAGAACACUGAAGAGAACCUGGAGCUACAGAUGGACGACUAUGAGGCGCGACGGGCACAGCUGGACGCCCUGAUGAAGAAGCUGGAGCUCGAGCAGGCGCUGCUUAAAUUCCACCAGAAACCCGGCUUCACCAGCUUUAAGUCCGUUGAGAAGAAGAUGAAGAACAAGCUGGAAGAGGAGGAAGCUAGGCUCCAGCUAGCCACCAGAAACCUGACCAAGAGCCAACAGCUGCUACUGACGAUCCAGGUGGGAAUCGACAACCUCUACAUGCGGCUCAUUGGCAUCACUCUGCCAAGUCACCAGAAGGAAGUGGUGCUCUCUGACCCACUGGAUGUGUACAGCAAGCUGGAGUACUGUGAGGGGAAGCUGGCGUACCUGGCUGACAAGCUGAAAAUGAAAACCAUGACGCAUGAGGCCGACCUAAAGGUGAAGGAUGCUCUGGAGUUGUCCACUGUGAAGGAGAAAUACAACACCAGGAUCACCUUUGAAGACUCAGAGGAGGAUGUGAUAG
Molecule: messenger RNA, 1486 nt
Organism: Dipodomys spectabilis (banner-tailed kangaroo rat)
Lineage: Eukaryota; Metazoa; Chordata; Mammalia; Rodentia; Heteromyidae
Gene: Ccdc183
Product: coiled-coil domain containing 183
Exons: 13
Source: RefSeq, a predicted model, not a curated record